AUGGGCCUCAGGCACACCAACCAAUUGUUUGGCAAGAUCCAGCUCAUCGGCGGAUGCUGUGGUGUGGCCAAAGGAGACGCUCUUCUGGCACAGACUGCUGUCAACACGAACGAUAUCUACGGGGCCACCGCCGACGUGCUGGAAGCGCAGUUGAACCAAGAGACGGGCUGCCAUGUGGUGAAAGAUUAUAGCAAGAAUGGGGACCCCGACUGUCAGUACGUGAUGGUUUUCGAGGACAAGAUUGCCCCACUCAACCAGCUUGCGGCGAACUGCGUGCCAGCAACCAUCUGCGAGCCGGACGUCGUUGGGAUGACCAAAGGGAAGAUUGCAACCUACGGUGUUGUCAUGCAGGUGUUGCAGAAGAACCUGGGCCAGCUUAUCUGGCUUGGCCAGGGAGAUCCCGCGACAUGCCUCCAGCGCAUGACUGAGGUCAACAGUGGCGAUCUCAGCAAGGUUUUCAAGAUGCACACCGUGCAAUUCUUGGGAAUGCAUUGGCAAGAGAAGAAGAUGGACAUUGAUGGCAUGAGACGGCUAGGCGCCAUGGAGUCUUUGGGAGACUGCAGGGACAACUUGGAUGGUUCACCGGUCUCGUACCUUUUCAUCCACAAGAACUUGCUCUGGGAUGGUGAUGAGGAGAUUGUCAGUGUCGACCACUACAUGGACUACAAGGACGCGAAGGAGAGGGCGACAGCAGAGAAGGAAAUCAUGAAGGAUGCUGCGCAACUCAUCCGCACGAUAAGCCAUUCUCCAGGCCUUCCUACCAGUCUCAUCGAGAGUGUAAAUCCUUUACGCGUGUAA
This is a messenger RNA of Symbiodinium pilosum, 798 nucleotides long. Lineage: Eukaryota; Dinophyceae; Suessiales; Symbiodiniaceae. The record is from the annotation of a GenBank genome assembly.